AUGGGCAACAGCGCCGGCCGCAGCGACUUCGAGUGGGUCUACACCGACCAGCCGCACACGCAGCGGCGCAAGGAGAUGCUCGCCAAGUACCCGGCCAUCAAGGCCCUGAUGCGGCCGGACCCGCAGCUCAAGUGGACGGUGCUGGCGCUGGUGCUGGUGCAGCUGCUGGCCUGCUGGCUGGUGCGGGGGCUGGCCUGGCGCUGGCUGUUCUUCUGGGCCUACGCCUUCGGCGGCUGCGUGAACCACUCGCUGACGCUGGCCAUCCAUGACAUCUCGCACAACACUGCCUUUGGCACCUGCUGCGCCACCUACAACCGCUGGUUUGCCAUCUUCGCCAACCUGCCCAUAGGCGUGCCCUAUGCCUCCUCCUUCAAGAAGUACCAUGUGGACCACCACCGCUACCUGGGUGGCGACGGGCUGGACGUGGACGUGCCCACGCGCCUCGAGGGCUGGCUUUUCUGCACGCCAGCACGCAAGCUGCUCUGGCUGGUGCUGCAGCCCUUCCUGUACUCGCUGCGGCCACUCUGCGUGAAUCCCAAGGCCAUGACCCGCAUGGAGGUGCUCAACGCCCUGGUGCAGCUGGCAGCCGAUGCCACCAUCUUCACUCUCUGGGGGCUUAAGCCCAUGGCCUACCUGCUGGCCAGCUCCCUGCUGGGCCUGGGCCUACACCCCAUCUCGGGCCACUUUGUGGCCGAGCACUACAUGUUCCUCAAGGGCCACGAGACCUACUCCUACUAUGGGCCCCUCAACUGGAUCACCUUCAACGUGGGCUACCACAUGGAGCACCAUGACUUCCCCAGCAUCCCGGGCUGCAACCUGCCCCUGGUGCGGAAGAUCGCGCCCGAGUACUACGACCACCUGCCGCAGCACUACUCGUGGGUGAAGGUGCUUUGGGAUUUUGUGUUUGAGGAUUCCCUAGGGCCCUAUGCCAGGGUGAAGCGGGUGUGCAAGUUGGCGGAGGACCGCCUAUGA
Messenger RNA from Cynocephalus volans (Philippine flying lemur), 972 nucleotides. RefSeq names its product delta 4-desaturase, sphingolipid 2 (gene DEGS2). The transcript is spliced from 3 exons. Gene Ontology annotation, molecular function: sphingolipid delta-4 desaturase activity. The record is from RefSeq and is a predicted model, not a curated record. Bases 1 to 972 code for a protein of 323 amino acids. Lineage: Eukaryota; Metazoa; Chordata; Mammalia; Dermoptera; Cynocephalidae. Gene Ontology annotation, biological process: ceramide biosynthetic process; sphinganine metabolic process. Gene Ontology annotation, cellular component: membrane.